UGAGGGAGGACUUUUUUGUUUUUUGGUCAUUUGUGUAACGUAAUAUGUAAACCCAAACUUUUUCCCAGCAAAAUCCAAACCCUUUUGCAAUUUUAAGCACCCCCUUUCUUUUUCACUUUAUUCUCUCUCGAAUCUCUCCCCAUGUGACUUCAUCUCUCUCUGUCAAUUCAGUUUUUCAAUUUCUUAUCAAAAUUCUGGUUCUUUUUCUGGACCUCAAAAGGCAAAAUCCCGGAUAAAGAAUGAACAACUUUGAAGCUGCAGCUUGGAAAAUCUGAAUGAUGGGCGCUUAGGUUCGUAUCAAAUUUUGAAUUUUUGAAGGGAGGGAAUUCAUACUUCGGUGCAAGAGGACGGACACGCUACCUGGUCAACUGGCAUAACUCACGUCUGCAAGUUGUUAUCUUUUCGUUGAGUGAUGCUUAUGAUGAGGGACUUCCCUUCUUGUUUUGGUGAAAAUGGUGUUCAAGUUGCAGAUUUUUCAUCAUCAUCUUCUUCCUCAAGAGCCACAAAAGCUGCCCAGAACUUGGUUUCCUGCGUCUACCAGUGCAAAUUAAAGGGCAGAUUGUGUUUGAUCACUGUGACAUGGACCAAGAAUCUGAUGGGGCAAGGCCUCGCCAUUGAAAUCGACGAUGCAGCCAGUCAUUGCCUCUGCAGAGUUGAGAUUAAGCCAUGGAUUUUCUCCAAGAGAAAAGGGUUGAAGAAUUUGGAGGUGGACUCUACGAAAAUUGACAUCUUUUGGGAUUUAACAAAUGCCAAGUUUGGUUCAGGACCUGAGCCAUUGGAGAAGUUUUAUCUAGCUCUUAUGUUUGAUCAAGAAAUUGUUCUGUUUCUUGGGGACUUGAAGAAGGAGGAUUUCAAAAGCCCUGCUGGGUCCAAUUCCAAGUCCAAACACAAAUUCAAAUCCAAAUCCAAAACCACAGCCGAAUUCGUUGCAAAAAGAGAGCACAUUUGUGGGAAAAAAAUUUAUGGAGCAAAGGCACAGUUUUGUGAUUUGGGCAAAACCCAUGAUGUGAAAAUUGAGUGUGAAACUGCAGGUGGCCUCCAUGAGGCAUAUCUUGUGAUCUGCAUUGACAGCAAGAUUGUAUUGCAGGUGAAGAGGUUGAAUUGGAAGUUCAGAGGCAACCACACAAUUGUGGUAGAUGGGAUGAGAGUUGAAGUGUUUUGGGAUGUGCACAACUGGCUGUUUGGGAAUUCAAUGGGAGACGCAGUUUUCAUGUUCCAAACUUGCCUUGAUGUUGCUGCAGAUGAAAGCAAGAAGUUAUGGACUGGUUUGCCAGUUCUGGAUCCUUCUGUGUUCACUUGGUCUUCUUCCUCUGAGCAGUUGAGAGAGAACCAGUUGCAGGAUUUUGGGUUCUCACUGGUUUUGCAUGCUUGGAAGAAUGAAUAGAAGUAGAAAAGCAAGAAGUUAUGUUUUCAAUUUUUGGGGUUUUACAAAUACUUGGCGCCAAAACCUAGCGUAGUAGCGUUCUAGGAUUCAUACAGUCGACCUCACUUAGUAGAGUAAGGUUUUGUUGUUGUUGUUGUUGUUGGGGUUUUACAAAUACUUGAAAUGAAGCCUAUGUUUGUGGUUUGGCAAAUAACCUUAUAUAUACAAAGUAUGAGUCUUUACUCUCUUCUUGUUUUA
Molecule: messenger RNA, 1621 nt
Organism: Malus domestica (apple)
Lineage: Eukaryota; Viridiplantae; Streptophyta; Magnoliopsida; Rosales; Rosaceae
Source: RefSeq, a predicted model, not a curated record